AUGAUCAGAGGCGCGUGCCCUGCAGUCAGUUGUUGCAACGGAGGCCCCUGGGCACAAAGGGUUCAGAAUGGGACCAGUGGCACGAGCCCUAAGAUCGUUGCAGCCCCGGUAGGCUCAGAAAACAUCCAGCUGGAGCAGGGGGUCAGGCGAGCUGGCCCCCAUUCUGUCAGCGCAAAUGCCAAUUUCAAGGAACUAAGUGCAUCUGGAGGACAAGUUGUAUUCAUCAAUAACAAUGUAUCCCUAGUAAACGGUUACGGCAGGAAUUUUUAUGUGGAAUUUAUAAGCUACCUGGAUAACAAAAUGAAGCCGACAAAACACAUUUCAACUCCUAGUCACGCUUUGGCAAGUGCUCCAGAAGUGCCUUAUAUGAAACAACUACUCAAUUUAUCAUUGUCACCUAAAGCAAGGGAAACACAUGGUGCAAAAUUAAUACAUCAUAAAGCUGAACCAAUGGUCAUAAAAUCACCACCAACAGGAGAAAACAGUAUGCGGUAUGCUUUGCCCAUUCCAUCCAUUCAGACAAAGAGAUUAAUAGCAGGAGAUGAAAAGAUCAAAGAAAUUAUCAAACACCUCAUCGUGGUGGUAUCAAGGUUGGAAGAAACUUAUGGAUUUGAUUUUGAAAAUGUAAAGAGUAAAAAAGCUGACUCUAAGCAGGAAGACUUAUUUAACUCUGUUGGAAAUUUGAAAUCAUUCAUGACAUAUUGUUCAGAAUUUACAACUCAGCUAGAACAAUCAUGUAAAGAAGAGCGUUCUAUAAGUAGAGAUCAAAAUUUUGCAGACGAUCUUACAUUUGAUGAAAGACCUGCUUUGGCCUAUUCACAAUUAGGAAAGCUAAUAGGAAAACUAGAACAUCUAAGAAAUUAUGUUAAACACGCACCUAAAUACAUCCAGAAAUCCAUAGAAUAUGAAAAUUUGUUAGCAAAGAAGAAAAGUUAUGAGAGUUUACGACAACAAAUUGAAGGUGAAUAUUAA
This is a messenger RNA of Dipodomys ordii (Ord's kangaroo rat), 972 nucleotides long. It is a transcript of the gene Ccdc7, whose product is annotated as coiled-coil domain containing 7. The transcript is spliced from 7 exons. NCBI's taxonomy places the organism in Eukaryota, Metazoa, Chordata, Mammalia, Rodentia, Heteromyidae. The record is from RefSeq and is a predicted model, not a curated record. Bases 1 to 972 code for a protein of 323 amino acids.